AUGGCGCGUUUGAACUCGUUCUUUGAAAUUAUUCUGCAGUAUAUAAUAUUUAUUUUACACACUCAUUUUGAGAUUAUUAAUAUUGUAAUUUCCAUGAAGACAAACUUUUCAUGCUUCAACAGAGCUGCUGGAUUUUAUGCUGAUGUUAAUGCUCACUGUAAAAUAUACCAUACCUGUGAUGAAUAUGGAAAUAAAUUUACUUAUCACUGUCCAGAAGAAACUGCUUUUCGACAAGAUGCUUUGAUAUGUGAUCAUGCUCAUCUUGUCCAUUGUGAAGGACAUAUUUCCUCUAAUGCAAAAGAAUGCAUUGAAAAAAACAGAACCAAUAAUUCUUGUUGUUCAGAAAACAUAGCAGCGAAAAGUGAAUCUCUCUUUCAAUCUUUUCAUGUUACACAAGCAGUGGAAGGAAAUAAUAAAAUGCAACAUGGAUUUGUCUUUAAUCCAAGAGGAUUUCUGAAAAAUUUCAAUACGACAGAAACAGCUAAAAUUAAAGUAAUGAACUCAUUUCAGCCAUUAAAUAAUAUUAAUUUUACUACAAGUAUUUCUGUUAAUAAUUCUAUAAAUACUAGAGCACAAUAUAUGCCUACAAUAAAUAAUCGUCAAGAAAGUGGAUUAAAAAAAAAUGCUAACUUUUCUAUUCCAAGUCAAAGUAUUUAUAGUAAAGAUAAAUUUAAUGAAAAGCAAAAAAUGGAUCAAGAAGGUUAUUUAAAUAAAAAUAUAAAUAAUCCUUUGUAUAAUUUUCUAAAAUUACCACCGAAUACAUUCUCUGAGAGUAUUAAAAAUCAAGAAAAUAAUAUAAAGAACCAUCAGUCUACAAGGAGUCCUAAUGAUUUUUUAAGGUUAUCUUCUGCGAACCAUAGAAAUUAUUUAGAAACUUUGAAAUCUAUACAAAAAAAUACAAAAAUUCCUGUUACUAUGGCAGCAAAUAUUGUAAUAAGCACCACAGAAUUACCUGUGUAUGCUUUGACAUUAUCUUUAAAACCUUUAAUACCAGGUGAAUUAGAAUAUGAUCCAUAUUAUCCAAAGAUUUCAACAUCAACAGAAUCUUACUAUACUCCAAUACAUGAUACGAAAGAAUGGCCUCCCAUUAGAGAUUUUACACAGACAACAUGGUCAAGUACUCAUUUUCAACUCCCACCUGUUUUACCAGAUUUGAAUUCCUUAGAAGAUAUUGUUGAUCGUAGGAAGCUACUUUACAUUCCUCGAAAUAAGUUCAAUUAA
Molecule: messenger RNA, 1221 nt
Organism: Habropoda laboriosa
Lineage: Eukaryota; Metazoa; Arthropoda; Insecta; Hymenoptera; Apidae
Exons: 2
Coding region: 1-1221 (406 amino acids)
Cellular component (GO): extracellular region
Molecular function (GO): chitin binding
Source: RefSeq, a predicted model, not a curated record